UGACUUCUGUGCAACGCGAUUUCUGCUUCCGUUCUCUGGCUGGUCCGUGUAGAGGAGAGAAUACUCGACCCCCCUAGUUUAUGGAUAGCAGUGCUGUCCUUAAUACGAUACAGAGUCCUAGUACGAAAGCCCUUCCGAAGUCUUCGAAGUACGACCGCAAGCCUCUCGCCUGCUCCUCGUGUAUCACGAAUCCAAUAAUGACAGUCAGAUACUCUGAGCAGGUCCUUCCAGGAUGCAUACGCUUCUAUGACGAUUCCCUGAACCCUCAGAUUGACUCGUUCGACUACGUUUACGCCGGGUCCUCGAAAUCUAAGCAGUCCCAGCGGUUGCCCAACAGUCGCAUCCAACCACAACGUCGUCUCAGUGCAGAUGUGGACAUGUGCGACUAUCGUCCGCCAUUACUUCCGCGGAAACCGACGUAUAACCUGGACCGUCCACGAAACGAAGUACAGCGGCCAGUAGUCAUGGAACCCAACCCUCAUGCUCCUCCGCCAAUUUCCCUACCUUCGUCCUCACAUCAGUCACUACCACGUCUCUGUCUUAUGGAGAGGAAACCUCUACCGUCAGCCAUACCUCUUCAUGAACCCCGCCCACUUACUGUCGAGAAUUUGGCGCGCUUCAAUAUGCAAGAACAUCUCCAUCCAGCACCUCGGCAUCUCUCAGAUCAACAAACUCUUAUUCUGCAUCCGCCGCCUCUGCACAGGCGUAUACAUGCUCUACCGUCCAUCCCACCAUCCGUCCGCCAGCCGCAGCAUAUCCCCAUAUCUCUCAUGUCAAACCCGUGGAUACGCUCCAUUAUUACGACCAUCCGUUCCUCAUGCGCCCAGCUUCUCGUCCGAGAGCGUCAGGAGAAGGAGGAGAUCCGGCAGGAGCUGCAUGAAUUGAAAAGGAGCAUGAAGCGCCCGUUGAGGGAGGGAAGAAGAAGCCCGUAUUCGCGUGAGAGCAGCUGCAGCAGCUCGCGGGCUAGUGACGAACUUCAAUACCUUGCCUCGACUCCGAAGCGAAGGCGACUGUCAGUUUCUUCUGAAGAUGGUCUCAAACCCGUCCUGCAGGUGUUGGAGCCUGCGCUGCGGGAUCAUGCUGCAGUGCUGGUACCGCUGGUUGAGGAUGCGAUGGAGCCGCAGGUGAAGGAAGAGGAGGUGAAGGUACACGUCACGGAGGCGGCGGCAGAGGCAAUCAGGGGGGAGGAAGCUCCGGCUCCGGCUUCCCCUUCUUAUCUCCGUGUUCCUGUGUCAGUGCCGGCACUCGUACCAUGGACCCAAGAUAGCGAUGGGAUGGGCGAGUGCGAUAUGGACUUGGAGAGCGACAGCGAUCCAGAAUUAGAGGAGGGAGAGAUAUAUGAGGAUCGUUCUCUUGUGUCCCCUUCGCCAUCGGAUUCGUCAGGAGUCACGUUGGUCGAAGCGGUGGAGAACAAGUGGUUGAAUAUGGUUAUGAUAAGAUAGCUUUGCCAUUUUUAUGAUACGAUGAUUAUACUUACCUUACUGCAUCCAUUUCUCGUCGAGGCCUUUCAUUGGUAUCCUUUCUAGUGAAGUGUAACUAUUAAUAAGCAUCUCAUGCGCAGAGACGCUCUUGUUUUCAAAAGGUUUUUGCAUUAAGCACACCGGUACUGUCAUCGCUAAAUGUAAGGCGACUCUCUAGUUCGAUUCAGCGGAACGACAUGGUGCGCAAG
Molecule: messenger RNA, 1669 nt
Organism: Guyanagaster necrorhizus
Lineage: Eukaryota; Fungi; Basidiomycota; Agaricomycetes; Agaricales; Physalacriaceae
Exons: 3
Coding region: 81-1442 (453 amino acids)
Source: RefSeq, a predicted model, not a curated record